AUGGAAAAUCUGGGAGAUACAACCGCUACAUCUAUUUUGGACUCGUCGGUAGCUCCAGCCGAGCCGUCAGAUCGCUGGUACUCUGGUGGUACUCUUUAUGAAACUGCCGAGGACAUGUCAGCUGAUGCUACAGCGAUUUCGGAGGUUGCUGCGCCCGACAAUAGCCAUAUGUCAGUCGAUAAACAAAAUUCAACAGUAGUUGAGGGCUCAGCAACUGAAAACAGCAAGAAAAGAACCCGUCCAAAGUCUUCACCAGAUCGUCAAUACUCAGCCGGCGCCGAUCCGAAUGCGACUUUAACCGAAGUUGGAGCAGCUCAUCUCCCGAAACAUACAAAACGAGCACACCGUGAAACGAGGCCCGUCGAACCUCUAAACAUCGGCACAAACUCGGGUCAGUCAUACGACUAA
Oikopleura dioica is the source of this 408-nucleotide messenger RNA. The record is from the annotation of a GenBank genome assembly. Lineage: Eukaryota; Metazoa; Chordata; Appendicularia; Copelata; Oikopleuridae.